AUGGCCGAAGUAAUCCUCUUUCCCAUCGGGAAACAGAUCCUGGGGAAGUUAAGCGACUUCGCCGUCCAAGAGAUCGGGCUGCUGUGGACCCUGAAAAAGGAGCUGAAGAAGCUGGAGGGCACUAUGUCAACCAUCCAAGCUGUGCUCCUUGACGCCGAGAAAAAGCAGAAGCACAACGACCAGAUCAAGCUCUGGCUCAGCAACCUCUCGGAGGCGAUGUACGAUGCUGAUGACUUGCUUGAUGAUUUCGCCACCCACGAGGCUUUGACGCAGCAGCAGCAGCAGCAGCAGAAUGACAUGUCUUGUUCGUGUUCCUCUGUGGUAAGCUACCUUGCCUCCCUCUCCAAAAGGUUGCUGUAUGGACUCAAGAUGGCCCAUGAUAUCAAAGACAUUAGGGAGAGGCUUGAUGAUAUCUCUGCAAAUAGAACCCAAUUCAACCUUGAACAAGUUUCUCCUGCGAGUGAUGAUGAUGGAGAUGAAAGGGAGACCAUUUCCUCCCCACCCUCCUGUGUUGUUGGCAGGGAAGCUGAUAAAGAGAGAUUGAUCAGUGUUUUACUGAACGACGACGAUACCCACGUCCUCCCGAUCGUUGGGAUUGGUGGGAUGGGGAAGACAACUCUUGCUCAGCUUCUAUUCGAGGAUGACCGGAUCAAGCAGAACUUCGAGGUGAGACAAUGGGUGUAUGUCUCCGAGAGAUUCAUCGUUAAGAAUGUCGUCAAGAAGAUUUUAGAGUCUGUAUCCAGUGAACCCAUCCAGGGGGAAGAUCUUCAGCUGAACUUUCUGAAAGAUCGGCUACGACAGCAUAUUGAGGGCCGAAGGAGCUUGUUCAUCCUGGAUGAUGUCUGGGAGGAAAAUAGUCAGAAAUGGGAGCUUCUGAAGAAAUGUCUGUUGGUGGGUGUUAGCAAGGGAAGCAAAGUGGUACUCACAACUCGCUUGGAAACUGUUGCAAGAACUGCUAGCAUCACGGAGCCCUACCGUUUAGGAGGCAUCUCAGUGGACGAGGCUUGGGAUCUGAUAGUCCAUAUGGUGUUCAAUGGGCAGCAGCCAACUAGCCAGAGCGUUGUCGAAAUUGGCAAGGGGAUCGCGAAAAAGUGUCGAGGAGUUCCACUUGCUGUGAACACAAUAGGAAACUUGUUGCGACGCAAGCAUCCUGAAACCGAAUGGUCGUUUUUCUUGGACAACGAGCUCUCGAGCAUACCCGAAGGAGAGAACUAUGUGCUCUCAACGCUUCGAUUGAGCUACAACUAUCUUCCUCCACAUUUGAAGAAUUGCUUUGCCUAUUGCAGUCUUUAUCCCAAAGGUUGCGAGAUUGACGUCCCUGCACUUGUGAUGAUGUGGAUAGCACAGGGAUUUGUUGGGUCGGUCAAUAAGGCCGUCUUAAGCGCUGAAGAUAUGGCAUUGCAGUAUUUUGAGAAGCUAUGGUGGGGGUCCUUCUUCCAAGAGGUGGAAAGGGAUGAGUUGGGGACCAUCACAACCUGCAAAAUGCACGACCUGAUGCACGAUUUAGCAGGUUUGGUUGCUGAAGACAGGAUCAUGAAGAUAGAUGACCUAAAUGGUAUGGUUCCUGCUAUCACAACAAGAACACGCCAUGUGUCUGUGACUUCGUGCAAUGAGAAUGAUGGCUUUCAGAUGCAAGAAGAGGCAAGGCAGUUGCGAACUCUCCUGCUCAUACGCAGCAAAUCGAAUCUACUGAUGAAGGGGCAACAUGAAGCGAUAGUACACAACUUGAGGCGUCUACGAGUUCUAGGACCAUCUCCUGGAGAACCACAGAGUGAGCCUAUAUCUCAAGGAGGUCUUCGUACGGCUAUGAUGGUUCUUAAGGCUGCCAUGACUUUUAUGGAGGCAAGUAUCAAUGUGGUUGAGCUAUCGGAUUCGAUUGGUGAGUUAAAGCAUCUAAGGUAUCUCGAUAUCAGUAAGAACAGGGUGGUUGAAAUUCCAGAUUCCUUGACAACCCUUAUAAACCUCCAACUACUGAACCUCACCCGCUGUGAUAAACUCGAGAGAUUGCCUAAAGGUAUGGAGACGCUUGUGAAUUUGCGGCAUCUUUACCUGGAUGGCUGCGGUGAACUGACUUAUAUGCCCAAAGGGAUAGGGAAGCUGACUGCCCUUCAGACAUUGACCCUAUUCGUCGUGGCUGAUCCAAGCAAGGUUGACCCUGAUGUUGCCGCGUUGCUGGAGGAGUUAACCGUGUUGAAUCACUUGGGUGGGAAGCUGACAAUCAAAGGCUUGGAGCAUCUUGAUUCCAAAUCAGCUGCAGAUGGAUGGUAUUUGAAAGAGAAGAAGCGGCUUCAAUCUCUGAAGCUAAUAUGGCGGGAUCCAAAUCAAGAUGGAGCUGUUGCAGUGACCUGGAUGGAGAGGCUUCGCCCACACAGCAAUCUUAGGAAGCUCGAAAUAAUUGGCUACCGUGGAAUGAGCUUCCCCAGCUGGGCUUCUGAUAUUAGUGAUAAACGCUACUAUUACUUAUAG
This is a messenger RNA of Linum tenue, 2466 nucleotides long. The record is from the annotation of a GenBank genome assembly. Lineage: Eukaryota; Viridiplantae; Streptophyta; Magnoliopsida; Malpighiales; Linaceae.